This is a messenger RNA of Vanrija pseudolonga, 1732 nucleotides long. RefSeq names its product Potassium voltage-gated channel subfamily B member 2 (gene Kcnb2). Gene Ontology annotation, cellular component: membrane. Gene Ontology annotation, biological process: potassium ion transmembrane transport. Lineage: Eukaryota; Fungi; Basidiomycota; Tremellomycetes; Trichosporonales; Trichosporonaceae. Gene Ontology annotation, molecular function: voltage-gated potassium channel activity. The coding region runs from base 17 to 1705 and encodes 562 amino acids. The record is from RefSeq and is a predicted model, not a curated record. The transcript is spliced from 2 exons.
CUUCUCACCCGGUGCAAUGGCGACCUACCCACCGCCGAGCACCUCGCUCCCGGCAGAAGAGUACGAGCUCACGUCGGCCGGCACGGUGCAGCCACCGCCGCCGCAGGCGCAGGCUCCGGGAUCGGCCAAAUCGCGCAAGCUCACACUCCACCCGAACGCGUCGAGCUCGGCCUUGCUCUUCGCAGCGCCUGGCGCCAACUCGAGCCCCGUCAAUCAGCGCCCCCGGCCGCGCAGGCGCGCUAGCUCAAAUUCGACGCGCUUGCAUUCGGGCGGCAACCAUGAGUUCACGAGAUCCCACUUCCUCAACGAGGACCUCGACCACCUCGGCCCUGCGUCUGAAGAGGUCCACGUGCCUAACUUUGGAAGCAUCCUCGGCUUCAACGAGACAGGAGAGGACCACUAUUCCGUUGCUGCGACAAUACGCAGUCGGUGGAAGCGCAAGCUGUACCUCCUCCUCGAGGAGCCGGCCAGUGGACGGGAGGCGUUCUACGUCCAUGUGUUGGUGACGGGAGCGAUCAUCUUCAGUGCAAUCUUGACGACGUUAUCCACCCUGCCGGCGUUUCACACCGACCCGGUCGCUGUCAAGACCCAGUUUGGCCUCGACACGACACUCGUCCUCCUCUUCACGAUCGAGUACAUUGCGCGCUCGCUGGCUCACUCGGCGUCAUGGACAAUGUACUACAACUGGGCGACGUCCUUCUUUGGCGUCCUGGACCUUCUGGCAAUCCUGCCGUACUACAUCGAGGUCAUUCGGCAACAGGACACGUCGAUCCUGUUCCGCUUCUCCAUCUUGAGGACAUUCCGACUUCUUCGAGUCUUCCGUGCGUUCAGGUACCAGAGUUCGAUGCUCUUGACCAUCGAGGUCAUGUACGUUGCUGUCCGGCGGUCCAAGGACGCCUUGAUCGCUAUCUCGUACUUUAUCCUACUGGUCCUCGUCCUCUUCUCGACCCUCAUUUACUUUGCCGAGCGCGGCACAUGGGACGCGACCCUCGGCGCGUUUGUCGACUCUGACGGCGACGUCUCGCUGUUCGACUCGAUCCCGCAGACGGCGUGGUAUGCGCUCGUCACGAUGAGCACGGCUGGGUACGGCGAUGUGGUGCCCAAGAGCGCUCUUGGCAAACUGCUGUCUGUUCCAUUGCUCAUGUUUGGUCUGCUGCUUAUCGCGCUCCCGUCGUUCGUGCUCGGUCGCAACUUUGCCAUUGUCUACGACGCCAUGGUGCACACCAUUCCUCAAGCCCCGACACCAGCCGAUUCGCCACCACCAUCACCGCGCCGGGGCGGCAUCCUUACACCAGUGGAGGAGGCCGACAGCGUGCCAUUGUUACCAGUCACAGCACCGGCGUUAUCAUCACCGUUGCCGCAGCCCCACGUCAAGGAGGGCAGUGGCGGGUCGCUGUCCCAGCCCAAGAUGUGGGACCCACUGGCCCAGGGCUUACCGGCAGGCCCGUCGACCGCACCUCAGCCGGCCCGCGACAAGGGCCUCACCAACGUCAAGUUGGCAAAGAACCAGUUUGUCCUUCUGGAACAGAUUGACUCUCUGAGACGGGUUGUCGACAAGCAAGGGGAGACGAUUGACCGCCAGGCGCAGAUGAUGGCUCAGUUGCUCGAGGCGCUGUCCAUCAGGGAGGGGAUCAGUGAAUCGCCCAGCGGCAAGGGCAAAGGCAAGGCUCGGGAGGACGACGACGAUGACCAUAUACUGCAAUAAUUAGAGCCACAUAGACCGAGAAGUGAC